UGGUGCUUGCGAGCUGAUCACGCCGGCGCUUCACGACGAGAAGCCGGUGUGAGGGAGUUGGAGCCGUGCGGCCAGAGGCUUGUUAUCCGGCAAACGGUGAAACUGCCCGUGAGCCGUAAGAGAGUAGCAGAUUGGCGCGAUCUAGAUCCGUCACUUAGUAGGCGGCAAACCCGUUUGGAGGCUCAUUGCCCGAGUACCGGUACCGUGCGGCCUGAGGCUCCGUCCCGGAUACCGGGUGAACCUUUUUUAGCAAUGAACAGAAAGAUGGGGCUGCUGAUCUGGGCUUCACUUUGCUUCACACUUGCUCACCUGGCCUUGCAUGCAGAAUCGGUUGCAGUGAUGUCAGUUGACUUGGGCAGUGAAUGGAUGAAAAUUGCCAUUGUGAAACCAGGGGUUCCUAUGGAGAUCGUAUUAAACAAGGAGUCAAGAAGGAAAACUCCAGUUGCUGUUUCUUUAAAAGAAAAUGAACGACUCUUUGGGGAUAGUGCAGUGGCAAUGUCAGCGAAGAACCCAAAGGUUGUAUUCCGCUACCUCCAGGAUCUUCUGGGAAAGCAGCUGGAAAACCCACAGGUCAAUCUAUACAAGAAGCGUUUUCCUGAACAUAGGCUGAUGGCAGCCGAGCAGCGAGGAACCGUUCUGUACAAAGUGUCUGAUGAAUUAUUUUAUUCCCCUGAGGAGAUAUUGGGGAUGGUUCUGAAUUACUCAAGAAGUUUGGCUCAAGAUUUUGCAGAGCAGCCCAUUAAGGACCUGGUGAUCACUGUGCCUGUAUAUUUUAACCAAGCGGAAAGGAGAGCAGUCUUGCAAGCUGCUCGGAUGGCAGGCCUCAAGGUCCUUCAACUCAUCAAUGAUAACACAGCUGUGGCCCUGAAUUAUGGCGUUUUCCGGAGGAAGGAUAUUAAUACCACAGCCCAGAAUGUGAUGUUUUACGAUAUGGGUUCAAGCAGCACCACUGCCACCAUUGUUACUUAUGUGACAGCGAAGACAAAGGAUUUAGGAACACAACCUCAGCUCCAAAUCAGAGGGAUUGGUUUUAACCGAAAUCUGGGUGGACUUGAAAUGGAAUUACGCCUGCGGGACCACCUUGCUGAACUCUUCAACGCACAAAAGAAGACAUCCAAAGAUGUCCGUCAACACCCAAGAGCAAUGGCCAAACUGUGGAAAGAAGCAAAUCGUUUGAAAACGGUGCUGAGUGCAAAUAUUGAUCACAUGGCACAGAUUGAGGGACUUCUUGAUGACAUUGACUUCAAGGCUAAAGUAACAAGACAAAAGUUUGAGGAACUAUGUAGUGAUCUGUUUGAGAAAGUUACAGACCCUGUACAUCAGGCUUUAAAAACAGCUGAGAUGCAAAUGGAAGAGAUUGAUCAUGUAAUUCUGGUGGGUGGAGCAACACGAGUUCCCAAAGUGCAGGACGUCUUGCUAAAAGCUGUUGGAAAGAAGGAGUUGGGCAAGAAUAUAAAUGCUGAUGAGGCAGCGGCAAUGGGAGCAGUCUAUCAAGCUGCUGCUCUAAGCAAAGCCUUCAAGGUCAAACCAUUCCUGAUCCGUGAUGCAGCUCUCUAUCCUAUUCAGGUUGAAUUUACCCGGUCAAUUGAAGAAGAUGGUGUGAAAAGCAUUAAACACAACAAGCGUGUGCUAUUCCAGAGAAUGUCCCCAUAUCCGCAACGAAAGGUUAUCACCUUCAAUCGCUACACUGAUGACUUUGAAUUCUUUGUGAAUUAUGGGGAUGUAAAUUUCCUCAGUGAGCGUGAUCUCAGCAUAUUUGGAUCUUUGAACUUGACUAAAGUUCAAUUGAGUGGAGUUGGUUCAAGCUUCCAGAAGCAUACAAAUGCUGAAUCUAAAGGUAUUAAGGCCCAUUUUAACAUGGAUGAAAGUGGAAUACUGGCACUUGAUAGAGUAGAGGCUGUUUUUGAGACUCUGCAGGAUGGAGAACCAGAGGAAGAGUCAACCUUGACCAAACUUGGAAACACCAUUUCUAGUUUGUUUGGAGGUGGAAGCUCUGAAACAGAUGGAAAGGAGAAUCUGACAGAAUCUGUGCAGGAUGAAGAGGAGAUCACGAGUAAAAGUGAGAAAGAAGUUCCAGAGGAAAUAGAGAUUCCAGGUAAAGCAACACCCUCUGAACGGGAUAGCAGCAACCCAGAGAAACAAGAUGAAGAAAAAAACGGGAGAAAACCAGAUGAGGUUGAAAAAGGAGAGAACAAAUCUGAAACUCCAAAUGUGCAAAUGAAUGCUGAGAAGGAGGAGGUGAAGGAUCCGGAAUUGAAUAAAACUGAGGAGGUUAAAAAGCCAAAAGGACCCAAGAGGGUGAAGAUUAGUGAGGAUGUGACUGUUAAUUUAGAAAUAAAGGACUUGCUUGAUUUGUCACAAGAGGAAAUGAGUCAGUCACAAAAGAAGCUUCAGGAUCUUACAGAUCGGGAUUUCCAGAAACAAGAACAUGAAAAAGCAGCUAAUUCAUUAGAGGCUUUCAUCUUUGAAACUCAGGACAAGCUGUAUCAGGAGGAAUAUCAGCUAGUCUCCACCCAAGAUGAACGUGACCAAAUCUCUGCCAAGCUUAGCGAGGCUUCCAACUGGCUGGAUGAGGAUGGAUAUACUGCUACCACUAAGGAACUGAAAACAAAGCUUUCUGAGCUACGCAAACUGUGCAAGGAGCUCUUCUUUAAAGUAGAAGAGAGGAGAAAGUGGCCAGAUCGCCUGGCUGCACUAGAUAGCAUGCUCAAUCACUCUACCAUCUUCUUGAAGGGAGCGAGACUGUUACCCGAAGAUGACCAGAUUUUCACAGAAGUGGAAUUAAGCUCUCUGGAAAAGGUUAUCACAGAAACAACAACAUGGAAGAACACGACUGUAAAGGAGCAGAAUAAUCUGUCGUCUACAGAAAUGCCCAUCCUGCUUUCUAAAGACAUAGAAGCAAAGCUGGCUCUCUUGGACCGAGAAGUCAAAUACUUGCUUAACAAAGCCAAGUUUGCGAAACCUAAGCCCCGGAAAGAAAAGAACACCACAACACAAGAAGCGCAAAAUGCAACGCAGGAUGACAAGAAUGCAACAGCUAUUGAUGGUGAUAAGAUUGUACCACCUGAGAAAAAAGCAGAGGAAGACACAGCGGCCAAUAAGGAAGAGGUAAAACCUGGUGAGGCUCCACCCAUGGCAAGCCAAGCUCAAGAAACCAAUUCUAAGGACGACACCACAUUACCCGACCCAGUAGAAGUAGAAUCUAGUGAAGAUACAGAGAAGAAACCAGAAAGCAAGUCAGACAAACAUCCUCCUGAUGAGUUGUAACCCCACCUGGGUCCUUCAGCAGCUCUAUUUAUAUUACAUUACUUUUUAUGUAAUGGACCACUUUGCCAUAAUUUAACAGACAAUGAAUUGUGAUUGGAGCAGAGGUGUACAUUUUUCUUUUAUAUAAAAAAAAGAACUGGAUUUCCCUGUGACAGACUUUGUUGGAGAGUUUUACUUGUAAUGCAGGUACAGUUCAAACAACAAUUAGGGACACGUAGGAAGCAAUGUAUGCAGAAUGGAUGUUUGAUGUUCAAAGGGAUUUCAAAAUGACCUGAGUUAUUGGAAACUAGUGUGUAUCUUGUUCUUGUUAAUUUUGCUUCUUUUUCUCCUGCCUUUUUUUUAAUGGUUUUAACUGAACCUAUUGCACUGAAUAGAAUGUUAAUUUUGCUUUAACUUGGAGUGGGAUGUGGGUUUGGUAUAAAACUGCAUAAGUAAAUCAAAAAGCAGCUUCCCUGGGAUCUAUUUUACUUGAUAACAUUUAAACAAAAAUGAAUGGCACCUCAAGCUGGCAAAAUCUAACAAUUUAAUGUAGGUGAGGAUAAUGGCAUUAUUUAAUACAGCUAUGCUUCUGUCAUUAUCUAACCCAUGGGGAGUAUUUUUCUUGAUGCUUCAUAAACUGGCCUGAUCUUUACAGUAUUGUGUCCCAGGGUUCUUUCAGUGUGUCCCAUAUCAGCCAGUAGAAUAGAAUCAGAGCGGUAGUGCUGUCCUUUUCAACUUAUGCACCUGGCCAAUGAUAUGUUGAUAUCAAUGCAUUAACCCAGAAUUAUGCUGGGACAUUUGAUGCUUGUUGCAUUCUUGGUGGGUAAAGGGAGUAAGACUGGCUCAGCUUCACUAUUUGUUCUCAACCUUUGCGAAUUGUUCUCUCCCCCCCCCUCCCCCCCCGUAAUGUCCAUCAAGUCACCUGAAGUUCCCAGUGUGUGAUUGAUUUUGUAAUACCAGUUUGACUCGGAGACAAAUCUCUUAACGUUAAUCGUUUAAAAUGAAGCCUGUUGCAACUACUUCCAGUAUAUGUUGCUAUGUAGGUUUAAAAAACACCCUGGAUUAUCUAUCUUGUUUGUUGUUCACUUCUAAUUUGUAUUGUAAAACAAGUUUGAAUAGUGUACUUGUAUGGAUCUGAUGUCAAGAAGCCCUGGGCUAAUGGUCAACAUCUGAAUUUUUAGAACUGCCAGUCCAAGUUGUGGAUUCAUUGAAAGUCUACUUUAUAGUACAUGUAGCAAUGGAAAGAUUGUUUUGCUGCUGGAGUGCUGCCUUUUGCCAGCUCUGAAUAGAUAUAAUAUGUUCCAUUAAGCUGCUUUAUUUGGUCAGUAACCUGUGUAUGUGUUUCUGUUUUGUGUUCAGAAAUUAAUAAUUUGAGGUUAUUCAGAGUCUACUUUGAGGUCUGGCAACUGUUGUUAAGACAGGGAAAAGUUCACCAGCAGUACCCUGUCCAUCACCUUUCCAUUACAGAAGUUUGUUGUUUUCUUCAACUGCAUCUAGUUUACUGAAGGAGAGUCACUGGAGGCUGGUCUCCUAUUGCCCAACCAACGGUGUUGAAGCGUCUCCAAUUUUACUGUAACCCGGUUUCCUCCUCCAAAUUGAUGGCCUGAAACCUAAUCUCAUUAGAUGAGACUGGAUGGUGGUACCACUACAGUGGGUUUGGACUAAGGUUCAGUGCUUCAUCACUGUGUUGCAAGUUACAUUUUGGGUGGAUUUCCCUCAUGCACUUGGCGUUGAAUGAAUAAUUUCAAAAAUUAAAAAAAAUUAAAAUUUGGCAGAUCUCUCUGCACCAGUUGGUGCUGCCUUGUGGUAUAACCUGAAUGCGGGGAGUCAAAAGUAAAUUGGGACCAGUUUGAGAAUCUGCUGGCUGCCAUUUCUGCAAUGAAUGUUCUAAAAACAGUUAGACUCACCAAGACACCUAUAUGUUUAUCUGCACUGUUCCCUCUCAAUAAAAUGAAUUUUAUGAAUUUAUUAAUAGCUGGUUACACAUUGUACUUUCUGUUCAUAACCAAGCUGUGAGGAUACUUAUCAGUGAGAUUGUAUAAUACUCUGAACUUAGGUAGAGAUGUUUGUUAGUCUUUGCUGAACCCCUUGUUCUUCUGGUGUGAGUUCAUUAUCCUCCUGGACAUUUCUAACAGGAAAUCAUAUCUUCGGUUAUUUAAUCUAUAAGCCCCAUACCCUGUACUGUACUUCACUGACAACAUACCAGCUGAUACUUUGUGUAUCUCCAAUUUUAGGAUGUGUCACUUAUACACUGUCUGGCAACUAAGGAGUUAUUUGACAAAGUUGGACCGAUCUUAGUUAAAAUUACUAGUUUUCAAACCCAUAUGAUCAUCUACCUUUAAAUAACCUUUUGCAUUAUGUUGAGUGUUUACGUGAACUUGUUUUGGGUUGGAUAUACACUUGCCAACUUGGAUUAAGUUAUAUUUCAAAUUAGGGUGAACUAAUCUAUUUUACGAUAAUGAAUUCUUCUGUUUAAAAAAAUCCCUAAUAUUUCUAUAACUUUGCAGGGUUAUGACCUCUUCCUUUGAUAUUUUGCUUGCAAAUAUCUGCCUAUACACGUGCAUUAAUCAAUUGUAAUGGAUUAGGACCAUGACCCAACAGUGAACAAAGUGACUUGUUCCUGUCAACUUCAGUCUGGGUUAAACAUAGCCCACCUAUCCAAACUACAGUACCCGGAACAAGACUCUCAUUGUUCUCCAUCAUUGGAAGUAAUCAAUUGCCUAUUUUUAUGCCCUUUCUUCCUGGCCUGGCUGAAGUUCAUCGCACCUUGUGUGCUACGGACUACCGCUUGCAUUAGAAGCCUGAGAGAUGCAGAUACUCUGUUUUAAACUGUACAUGAAUGUAAAAUAGUUUGUAUUAAAGGGGAUUGUGGCUCUACAAUGCAAGAUGGAGAAAUGGGGAGAAUAGGGAUAUCAUCUGCCCAGUAUUGCAUAUUCUUUUGAAAGUAUAGCAUUGCAAUUCUGUGCCAAUUGAAAGAAUCAUCCUGUCCAUUAGGAAAACUUGAUGUUACUGAGAUUUUUUUUUUGACAGCUUGCUUUCCCGGUGUUCCUCAACUAUUGCGUAUAACGGCUUCAUUACUCUUCCCUUGAUUACCCAACUCCACAGUUUUGAUACUAUGUGGAACAGUAUUACUAAUAUUUAGGAAAUUGGGCCUUUCAGCUUUUAAGAAUUUUUAUUCAGUCUGUCUAUGGCUCUAUGGAUCAGGUGUCCAGAUGACUUGAAGGAAAAAGUGUUUUAAGGUUGGAGUUGAAUAAACUGGCUGAUAGAAUUUAUACUGUAUUUUUCUAGUAAUGCGCAGAGCAAUUUCAAUACAAAGUUUGCCUAAAAUAUUUGAAACCUGAAAUUAUUGACCUCUUGUUUUCAUCUAGCCACAGUGGGAGUGAAGAAAUAGUUCAAUCAGCAAACAUACAUUAAAAAAAAUUUCAUUUGCAGUACAAGGCCUCACUUUGUUCUGCCUGGGUCAUUAGUUCAUCCAGUGGAGGUCUGGUAGCACUUGGUAUGCAGAUUGUUAUGGCUUGGGGCAGUAUACACGUGUAUUUUUAAAUAGGUAAUAUGCAUCUGAAAAUUCUGGCAAUAAGAGCUUUGGUUUAAACUUGCAACUUGCAUAAACUUGUUUUAUUAUGUUAGUUUCUAAAGUUACUUGGUAAAAUGUUUCAACAGCUCAGGGCAAUUGCAUUACUGAACCUAAAAUCUGGCUAAUAUUAUGCAAUUUGCAGGAAGCAUGCUGUACCAGUAGUUAUUGAUCUACAGUCUGAUAGUUGGUUACAAAUAAACUCUACUCACGUUG
Molecule: messenger RNA, 7033 nt
Organism: Hypanus sabinus (Atlantic stingray)
Lineage: Eukaryota; Metazoa; Chordata; Chondrichthyes; Myliobatiformes; Dasyatidae
Gene: hyou1
Product: hypoxia up-regulated 1
Exons: 25
Coding region: 253-3267 (1004 amino acids)
Biological process (GO): negative regulation of hypoxia-induced intrinsic apoptotic signaling pathway; endoplasmic reticulum unfolded protein response; cellular response to hypoxia
Cellular component (GO): endoplasmic reticulum chaperone complex
Molecular function (GO): ATP binding; ATP-dependent protein folding chaperone
Source: RefSeq, a predicted model, not a curated record